Messenger RNA from Sesamum indicum (sesame), 831 nucleotides. Its product is annotated as putative calcium-binding protein CML46. Lineage: Eukaryota; Viridiplantae; Streptophyta; Magnoliopsida; Lamiales; Pedaliaceae. The record is from RefSeq and is a predicted model, not a curated record. Gene Ontology annotation, molecular function: calcium ion binding.
GGCAACUUCCUCCCCUUUGAAACCCCACUAGGUUUCUCAGCUCAUUCUCCAACAUAUAGUAUGCAUGUAUAUAUAUUCCCACCUCCAAGUUCCUCAAAUCAUCUUCUCGGCAUCUCUAUUCCUUAUCAACUUUCUUCUACCUGCAUGUGAGAAUAUUAUUUCAAGAAAACAUUCUAAUUGUUCUUGAGAAGAGAGAAUAAUCAGUCAUGUCUCACUACGAGGUAAACCAAUUUCCGUUCGAGCACUUCUCGCUGAAUACUAUUCAGCUGACUGUUCUGAUUGUGGGGUUGAUUGAGUUCCUCUUGCUGCAACUACUCAUUGACAGGAAAAGGAUUCACACCUUUUUCUUGGGACUUCGGUCCUCAACCCAGUCUCAGUUGAUUGGUCCGGAUGGUUCUAAACAUCAGGCUGAUUUCAAGCCAUCCGACAAGCAAGAGGAUAGAGUCGAUCAAAGUGUGAGCAGUGGAGAAAUUGAGAUUGUUUUAAGAAGCUUAGGAAUGUGUUGUAAUUCUAUUGAAGCAAAGGUUCCAGCAAGGUUGGAUGCUGAUGACCUUUUUAACCUAUUUGAAGGGGAAAAUCCUAACUUGGAGGAAGUGAAGGAAGCUUUUGAUGUGUUUGACAGUAAUAGAGAUGGGUUUAUUGAUGCUGAGGAACUGCAAAAGGUUCUCUGUGCUCUGGGCUUAAAGGAAGGAUCAGAGAUGGAGAACUGCAGGAGAAUGAUUGGGCUGUUUGAUGAAAAUGGAGAUGGAAGAAUAGAUUUUGAUGAAUUUGUAAAAUUCAUGGAGAGUAGCUUAUGUUAAAUUAUUCUUUUACAGUGACAGAAAAUUGUAA